UAAAGAUGAGUUGGAUACUGAUGUUCUAUUCUCUGAAGGACCGCCGUGAAAGUUUUGUUAGAUGUUUCUCAAAUUUUAUUGAAGUUUUUUUUAUAAGUGUAUCACAUACAUAAAUAUUUUCGUGCAUAUAUUAAUUAAAUAUUUUAUUAACUAACAAAUAAAAAUAUUUUUUUUUCAAAAAUAUGUAAUUUAUUGGAAAUAAUUUUUAAUAAUAAAUGGCAAUUCAAAAAAGACUCUGAAAUAGUGUAUAUUUUGGUGCAAAUUUUAAUCAAUUGUGAUUUCAAUAGUUUUUAAAACAUGCAGUCACAGCUUUCUAAAAAAAUUAUUGAAAAGAUCGUGAUUUUAUGCUGUUUCUUAAACCUAAUAAUUGCUGGUGUUCUUCAACAAAGAUUUCCUUGCGCGCCAAUCGAUGCAAUCGCUGCCAAUGGUGCUGCAGUACCUGUAACUUGUGCUCUUAAAUCAAUUGGAGGCAAAGUAGAGCCGGUAUUUCCGACUUAUGUGAAAGUUUCCUCUCCUAUUUCGUACAGAUUAUUACCGAAGACGUCAUCAUUGGUGUAUAUUGCUCCACCAAUUAUUAAAACGGCCUCCGCUAUUGUUGCGACUGAUACGAAAAACGAAAAAGAAGCAGAAUAUAUGGCCUAUCCAAGAUAUUCGUUUAACUAUGGUGUUCUUGAUGGAUACACCGGUGAUUCAAAAUCGGCAUGGGAAGAAAGGGAUGGUGACACGGUGAAGGGCGAAUAUUCCGUGGUCGAGGCGGAUGGAUCAAUUCGGACAGUCACAUAUACAGCUGACGAUCAUAAUGGUUUCAACGCAGUUGUAACCAGGAAUGAGCCUCCGAAAAAUGUGAUAAAACAAGAUGGUAAUUUGAAAGCAUUUUUACCAGUGACUAUUAUUCCUAAUCCUCGUUAGAGAUAAAAAAUUUAUAUAAUUAUUCUAUAAAGAUUUUUAAAAGAUACGUAUAGAUAAAUGUAUAGAAUUUUUCAAUUUUAUUGUGAAAAAAAAAAUACAUCAUAUUGUUAUUUUUCAUGUCUAAAAUUUAUUUUCUAAAAAUAUGCCAAAUCUUUGUUUCUUCUCAGAAUUAAUUUAUUUAAUUGAAAUAUUUUUUAUGUCUUUCCCUUACAUAUUAUUAUAUAAUUCAAUUAAUUCUAAAUUCUUUACUAACAAUGUUUUAUUUAAAUACAAUAGUUACAAAAAAUAUUUUUCAAUUUUUUUUUAGUAUUUUUUUCUUAAUAUUUUUACAAAUGUAAAUAAUAACAUUUUUACGAAGAUUACAGAUAAACUUAUAUUAGAAAAGUAUUAAUAAAAACAAUUUAAUUAGAAAAAUAAACUAAUCAAUAUGAAGUUUGAAAUUAAGAAUAAUGUAAUUACAAAAAGUAGUUUAAUUACCUAAUUUUAUUUCCUUACGUAAUAAUUAAUAUUUUCUACAACUACAACCUCUGUACUGCCUUUCUAUAUACAUUAAAUAUAAAAUAAAAAAUCUCUUAUAUAAUAAAAAUAAUGGAAUGCUAAUUAUUUCUAACAUAAAUCUUUUAAAAACGUAAACUAUUGUACUAUUUAAAUUGAAACUAAAAAUAGCUUUAUCUCUUAUAAUAAUAAUAGAGCGAAUAAACAGAGCAAUUAUAAAAUUUGACUAAUCUCAACUAAUGGUAACAUAUUUCAUAUUUUUUACGCAUAAGAAAAAAAUUACAAAAAAUAGAAAAGAUUCCGAUACUUUUACUUCUUAUAUCUAAUAUAUGUAUAUGUACUAUUCAACUAACGCAACCCUUCUAUCAUCUUAUUCCUAGACCUGAAAUUUAUAUUUGUACAAUAUUAUAUUUAUCGGUUUUAAAUCAAUUAAACAUAAAUAGAAAUACUAUUUGGAUGGCAAAAUGACCUUUUAUCACUUAAAAUUUUAUCCUACAACUAACAUUCUUAUCGCUAAUGAUAAAGACUAUAGCAUUCACUUUUCUAUAGAAAUUCAAUGUUUUCUAGAAUCGAAUAAAAGUUAAAAGAGGAAAAAAAAA
This is a messenger RNA of Apis dorsata (giant honeybee), 2003 nucleotides long. Its product is annotated as cuticle protein 19-like. Gene Ontology annotation, cellular component: extracellular matrix. The transcript is spliced from 4 exons. The coding region runs from base 298 to 909 and encodes 203 amino acids. NCBI's taxonomy places the organism in Eukaryota, Metazoa, Arthropoda, Insecta, Hymenoptera, Apidae. The record is from RefSeq and is a predicted model, not a curated record.